CCGUAAUGGUCGCAGCCGAAUCUUCAAGUGGCGCGCGUUUCCCAUCAGCCAUCAGUAUAGAACAGAGUCUGAUUCCUCAGAGCAAACAAUGGAGGAAAUAGAAGAAGCUCAGCAAAAGCAAUUGAUAUGGGAAGCCUCGCAGUCUUCUUCUUCAUCACUGAUAUCGGAAUCCAAUUCACUGGUAUCAGCCACAGUGGGCAGGGUGAUGAACACACUGCUCACCGCGAAGCCUAAGAAGCUCCAACUCGCCAUUUCUUCUCUUCAACCCUCUCCUAAGAUCGCUCCACUCGGCGUUUCUUUGGAGCAGUCGCUUUGGUUUCUUCACAAGUACGUUGAGGAUGCCCGGGAGAAGGAGGAGAGUUUGGACCAAGUUCUUGUUCCCAUGAUUGAACAUUCAUUGAAAAUCAGGGCCGCAAAACAAAGUAACCAGGCAAUUAUACUUCUGAAUUGGCUUUUCCAAGAUGAAAUUCUUUUCCAAGCUCUUGCAAAAAAUUUAGCAGGAAUUAUAUCCAGGAGAGAUGAUCAUUACAUUGCCUUGGGCUGGUGUAUCCUUGCUCGGAGUCUUCUAGAAUUUGACAGUAUUAUGGGAAAGCUCACAACAAAUGGAAUAAGGGAGAAGUAUGAUGCACUGAAGAAAACAUUUUGCUCAUGUAUUUCACAUCUCUUAGCUAUUGUAUGCAAUGGGAGCACUUUGCAGGGUGGAUUUGAGUUGCCAACUCGCCUUGCUGUUGCUGCUGCUGAUGUCAUCCUCUCUGUUUUAGUAUCAUUGACAAGAAAGGAUUUGUCUUCUGACUUCUCGGAUCACAAGCCAAAGUCUUUUUCUCCCAGUAAAAGCAAUAGCUCAAUAAUGCUUUUAUCUUCGGCUGUGAAUGAGAAGAAACCGAACAACACCAGCAAGAGUUCGCAGUCGGCAGACAUGGAAAUGAUGUUUUUACUUUGGGAUCAUUUGGAUGAACUCAUAAUUCUUGUGGAGAAACUUAUAGCUUGGAACAGAAAAGGCAGGCCUUUGCAUGCAAAAGGAUUGGAGCAGGUUUGCAGAUGGUUGCAGGAGACUAAGAAAAAUUAUGAUUGCUUCCCAAAUGAUGCAGAUUCAAAAAUGCGGAAGACAGGAUCCUUGCUGCUAUAUUCUUGUUGGAAACAUUAUGGUUUGCUGUUGCAUUUAGAAGAUUACAAAAUAUCUGGACAAUAUAGAGAACUGUUGCAACAGUACUUGUCUGGGAUUCAGUAUUUUGCAGAGAGCCGUUCUGAAGUGCCCUCUGAAAACAAAGAAAGUGGAAUUGAGACCCUGAAGUUUUUCAUCAAUUGCCUUUCCCUUCUACUGGGGCGUUUAGUUGGAACACAAUUUGAAAAUGCAAUCUCAGAAUAUGGUUCUCAGAUAUCUCAAGCUCUUAUAUCACAGCUUCAAAGUGCUGACGAUGAAGUAAUUGAGGGAGCUACCUGCAUCCUUCGUGUUGUCAUCUUUAAGACAAACAAAAGGUUGACUAAAAGUGCUGAAACUAAAGAGAUGGAUACUAGUCUACCAAUGCUGUUACACCUUUUGGAUGAGCGAGAUGGUGCGGCAAAAGUUGUUAUUAAGCUUGUUGCAGAAUAUUGCUCCAUAUGCUUAGACAUUAGAUGCUUCAAAGAAGUUCUAAAACGACUUGUUACUGGAACUCUUUCACAGAGAAGGAAUGCUCUUGACUUUAUUUCAGACAUUAUCCAUAUAUCAUUGGAAUCAGAUGAUGCACUUCCUCAAUCAAUGUGGAAAGAUAUAGCAAACCACUUGUUGGAUUUUCUGCAAGAAGAGGAUGUUAUCUGCAAACAAGCAUCCAGUUUGAUUCCCUUCAUUGAUCCUUCAUUAGUUUUGCCUUCAUUGGUCCAUCUUAUCUAUUCGCCAAAUGAAAGAGUACAAUCAUCUGCUGGAACUGCAUUCAUAUCGCUACUGAAAAAUUACAAACAGAAUCCUGAGGUUGUGUGCAUCCUAAUAGACUGUCUCAGCAACCUAUCACAGGACAUGAAUCUUAAAAUGACUGGAGCUGUUACGAAAGAAGGAUCGCAGUUAGAUAUCGAUAGGGUGCUAAUGCUGCUUCCACAGUGGUCAAAAACUGUUGAACAUUGGGAUUUGCUGAUUGGUCCUUUGAUCAAUAAGCUGUUUGUGGAACCAUCAAAUGCAGUUAUUGUCAGGUUUCUGAGCUUCAUAAGUGAACACUUGGCAGAAGCUGCAGAACUGGUCUUCCAGCAACUACUCUCAUACACGAGAAGGCAGGAGGACAGCUUCAAUGAGGGUUUUUGUACAAGCAAUGCUACUGCAAAAAGGCAGCUUUCAAUUUUCAGUCGUCUUUGCCCAUUGCUUGUGAUUAGGCUGCUUCCCCUGAGAGUUUUUGACAAUCUUGAUUCUUCUCAUGUGUAUGGUGAACUACCAAGCAAAUUGGCUACAAGGGAUACUGAAGGUUUCAGAAUGGAUAUCAAUGAGUGCAUUACAGCACUGCUAAUCCACAGGGCAUUGAAUGAGUUUGAAUUUGAAGAUGUCCGGAAACUUGCAGCUGAGCUUUGUGGGAGAAUUCACCCCAAGGUUCUUGUUCCAAUUAUUUCCUUCCAAUUGGAAAAUGCCACAGAUAUGAAGCAUUUACUAAAGAUUAAAGCUUGUCUAUUUGCAAUGUGCACAUCUUUAAGGGUCCGGGGCAUGGAAUCAUAUAAGCACCUGGAAGUGUUUAGAAUAAGGAAGACUCUGGAAAUCAUUUUGUUAUGGCCUUCAAUGGAUGAAGAUGAGGUUUCAAAGGCUCAACAUGGGUGCAUUGAUUGUCUGGCAUUGAUGCUGUGUACUGAACUACAAGCUCCCAAAGCAUUUGGGAAAUCAAUUUCUGGGGAUGCUGGCGUGAGCUCAAUUUGCAAUUAUGUAACCCAGCAGCUGACUUGUGAUGAGCCAGAUACACUUCCUCUUAAGUUGGGUACAGAGGAGAAAGAAACUGCCCAUCGCUCAUUUCGAUUGUGCAUGGCAAAUGUGCUUAUUAGUGCUUGUCAGAAGAUCCCAGACUCUGACAAGAAAGCCUUGGUUUCUAAAAUUCUUCCCCGUGUUAUUCGUUCAGUCAAGGUGAUUACAGAUUCAGACAUUAGGUCUGCAUGCAUCCAGGUUCUAUUCUCAAUGGUCUACCAUCUGAAGUCUGCAGUUCUUCCUUACUCCUCUGACAUUCUCGAAGCCUCCAUCAGGUCACUGAGAGAAGAGUCUGACAAGGAAAGGAUGGGCGGGGCGAAGUUACUUGCAUCCCUAAUGGGUAGCGAGGAGGCAGUGAUAGAAAGUAUUUCGGUGGGACUGCUGGAAGCUAGAGCCUUGCUUCACAGCCUCUCUCAAUCCGAUCCUUCAUUGGAUGUACGGAGUAUGAGCCAGAAGUUGCUUGCAUGUAUGACUUCUCCAUGAAUUUUCUCUUCUGGUUUUUUGUCAUGCUGGGUAAGAAAUAGUGUGAACCUCUCAGUUGUAAUUGAAUGUCUGUGUAAGUAAAAUUUUCCUUAUCACAUUCAAGAAAAUUUUAAUUCAAUUAUCAGUUUAUCACAUUCUAACCAAAAGCAUGAUUUUUUUUGGGGGGGGAUGUAAUGGAUGAUGUGAGUGAAAUUUCCCUCAAUUUGGGAACUCAUAUGCCAACCCUAACGGUUAAUAUUA
Ipomoea triloba (trilobed morning glory) is the source of this 3634-nucleotide messenger RNA. RefSeq lists its product as uncharacterized. The record is from RefSeq and is a predicted model, not a curated record. Bases 89 to 3394 code for a protein of 1101 amino acids. The transcript has 24 exons. NCBI's taxonomy places the organism in Eukaryota, Viridiplantae, Streptophyta, Magnoliopsida, Solanales, Convolvulaceae.